CCCACACACAAUACACAGCCUCGCUUGCUCCUUGGUCCAUAUACCGGUGCAGGCGCACAACGCACGUACCAUGCACUCACCAUGAACCUGAAGUAGCCGAGCUCUGAGCUAGCGGGGAACCAUGAAGUCGUCGUCGAAGAGCCACAGUCCAAGGAUAUCGUCGCCUCGAGCUCGCGGCACCGCGCCGCUACCGGCGGAGCCGUGGGCUCUCGCCGGCGUCGACGACACGUGCGUCAACGACGUGGAGAGCUUCGCGCGCACCGUGGCGGCCGUGAAGUCCAAGCCCCGCCCGGACCUGCUCGCCAGCGUGCUGUCCCACUACGCCGCCAAGUGGCUCCCGGAGGUGGCCUCGUCGGCCUCCGGCCGCUUCCUGCUGCCGCCGGAGAGCCCCACCGCGACGUGGCUCAAGAAGCGCCUCCUCCUGGAGUCCCUCGUGGCCGCGCUCCCGCCGCCGGACGCCGCGGCCGACGACGGCAUCACCUGCGACUUCCUGCUCAGGCUGCUCCGGGCGGGGAACAUGGUGGGAGCGGACGCGGCGCUGCUGCGGGAGCUGGAGGCCCGCGCGGCGCGGCGGCUGGACCAGGCAUCGUUGGCGGCCGUGAUGGUGCCGGCGUCCGGGCACGCGCCGGCGACGCUGCUGGACGUGCCGCUGGUGCUGCGGCUGGUGCGCGGGUUCCUCAAGGAGGGCGGGAAGGGCGCCGGCGGCGGCGCCAGCGCGAGGGUGGCAAGGCUGGUUGACGCGUACCUGGCGGAAGCAGCGCUCGAGGCCGGGCUGCGGCCCGUGGAGCUGGAGGAGCUCGCCCGCGCCGUGCCCGCACACGCGCGCGCCGCCGACGACGCGCUCUACCGCGCCGUCGACACCUACCUCAAGGCACACCCAGGCGCCGGGAAAGAGGAGCGGAAGUCGCUGUGGAGGCUGAUCGACGCGCGGAAGCUGUCAGCGGAGGCGGCGGCGCACGCCGUCCAGAACGACCGGCUGCCGGUGCGCUCCGUGAUGCAGGUGCUCUUCUCGGAGCACGGCAAGCUCAACCGCCUCGCCGACCUGGGCGCGUCCUUCAGCCAGGCGGCGGCGCUCGACCCCCAUUCGGGCAGCGGCCGGUGCCCCUCGAAGCGCGAGGUGCUGGCGCAGCACCAGGAGAUGCGCCGCCUGCGCGAGGACGUCGCCAGGCUCCAGGUGCAGUGCAGCGCGCUGCAGGAGCAGGUGGAGAGGCUGGGCUCGGAGAGGAGGAGGCGCGGCGGCGGUGGCGGUGGGUUCAAGUGGACCACGUUCUGGUUCGGUGGCGGCGGCGGCGGCAUGAGCGCGGACGUCGCGAGGAUCGAGGAGUCGGAGAGCGGCAUGGAGCGGCGGACGCCGGGGAGCGGGAUGAAGGGCAGGGCCGGCCUGGCGACGCCGACGCCGACCCGGCGGACCCCAAAGUGGCGCAAGUCCAUGUCGUGAUGUAAUCUGAAGUCGGCGCUGCUGAAUUUACAGGGGGUGUUUAUUCGUUU
Molecule: messenger RNA, 1488 nt
Organism: Lolium rigidum
Lineage: Eukaryota; Viridiplantae; Streptophyta; Magnoliopsida; Poales; Poaceae
Product: coleoptile phototropism protein 1-like
Exons: 3
Coding region: 122-1438 (438 amino acids)
Source: RefSeq, a predicted model, not a curated record